AUGCAUCUGCACCAGGUGCUCACCGGGGCCGUCAACCCGGGCGACAACUGCUACUCGGUGGGCAGCGUCCAGGACACCCCGUUCACGGCGUAUGGCUCCGGAUGCGAUAUUGUUAUUCUGGCAAAUGACUUUGAAUGUGUGCAAAUUAUUCCUGGUGCUAAACAUGGAAACAUCCAAGUCAGCUGUGUGGAAUGUUCCCAAGAAGGAAGGAUUGCGGCCUCUUACGGAAAUGCUGUGUGUAUCUUUGAACCACUAGGGGUAAAUUCUCACAAGAGAAAUUGUCUACUGAAGUGUCAAUGGCUGAAAACGGGACAGGUUUUCCUCAGUUCUAUGACCUACAACUUAGCCUGGGAUCCUCAAGGGAACCGGCUGCUGACAGCAACAGAUUAUUUGCAAUUAUGGGCUCCCCCAGCUAGUGAUAUCCUGGAGGAGAAGGAGGAGGAGGAGGAGCAGGAAGAAGAAGAGAAGGAUCUUGACAUUGAGGGCAAAGAUGAUAAAAUUCCUCUUGUUUUAAAUGACUGGGAAUGUGUCUGGCAGUGCAAGACUGCUGUGUCUGUGCAUCUGAUGGAAUGGUCGCCAGAUGGUGAAUAUUUUGCAACAGCUGGGAAGGAUGAUUGUCUUCUAAAAGUCUGGUAUCCGAUGACUGGCUGGAAAUCAUCGCUUCUCCCCCAGGAGGUCGAGGAACCAAGGAAGGCCUCCAUGCCUGUCCACUUUGCCUUCGUGUACCUGGCACACCCGCGAGCAGUGACUGGAUUUUCAUGGCGAAACACAAGCAAGUUUAUGCCCAGGGGGUCUGUCUGCAACGUGCUGCUGACCUCGUGCCACGACGGCAUCUGCCGGCUGUGGGCAGAGACCGUGUUGCCCGAAGAUACGCUUCUGGGGGAGCAGAUCUGUGAAACUAGCACCUCCAGCAUUAGCAGCAGUGCCAGCUUCUCGCACUCUGGAAGGCACAAGGACAACAUUCAGCAUGCUUUGGAGACCAUCCAUCACUUGAAGAAUUUGAGGAAGGGUCAGCGAAGAUCGUCAGUACUGAUAACCCACACGGAAGAUUUGCCCAAUCAGCUGGGAACCCAUGAAGUCCAGCGCCACAUUUCCCACCAUGCCAAUGCCCUGUGUCAUUUCCACAUCGCAACAAGCAUUAACCCCAAGACAGAUAUUCCACCAGCCUUGCUUAAGACUGCUUUUAAUUUAGAUGAAGGAAAUGAAGGCUUUGUGGUUCAUUGGCUAAAUAAUAAAGAAUUCCACUUUACAUCCUCCACUGAAAUAUUUAUGCAACAUCUUCGAGAACUUACUGACCUGCAGAUGAAAAAAGCGGAAGAGGAUGUUUAUGUUGGAGAGAAAGAGGAGGAGAAAGAGAGAGGCUUACUCAUGAAACUUGACCAUGAAUUGUCCCUGGAUAGAGAGUCUGAGACGGGGACAGGAACGGGUUCCUCUGAGCAUGAAGAGGGGGAGAGGGAAGGUAGUCCCAAAAUCCUUUCACCGGCUGCCUCACCUAUGCCGCUGCCGACGGUCCUGCUAGACAGGAAAAUUGAGCUGCUUCUUAAGGAGUGGAACAAGAAUCCCGACAUGCUUUUCACCAUUCACCCUGUGGAUGGCACCUUUCUGGUGUGGCACGUCAAGUAUUUGGAUGAAUACAAUCCAGGGAUUUUUCGACAAGUUCAGGUCUCCUUUUCUUCUCAGAUCCCAGUGGCGUUUCCGUCGGGAGAUGCAAGUUCCCUUAGCAAGAACAUCAAGAUGUACGCCUGCACCACCUCCGCGAAGGAGACCGGCUACAAGCCGCCGCAGAACAGAGCCAGCCUUUCAGAGAGCCUGUCCGGCUGGAGGCCCAGCUGUGCCCAGGAGAGCAGCAGCAUGAACAUCACGGCGCCCACCGUCAUGAUGGUCUCCAAGCACAUCGACGGCUCCUUGAACCAGUGGGCGGUUUCGUUUGCCGACCGGUCCGCCUUCACAGCCGUGCACACCGUGACUCACAAGUUCCGCUACUGCGGCCACCGAUUCCACCUGAACGACCUCGCCUGCCACUCGGUGCUGCCUCUGCUGCUCACGUCUUCCCACCACAACGCCCUGCUGACCCCCGAGUCUGACGAGGCGUGGGAUUCCGACGGGUUGAGUAAGAUCGCGGAUCCCACGCGGCACCUGAAAUGCCCUUCCCGGCAGCAGCUCAGGAACGUGGCGACACGCACUUUCCACGACCCAAACGCGAUCUACAGCGAGUUGAUUCUGUGGCGCGUGGACCCCAUCGGCCCUUUGUCCUACACGGGAGGCGUCUCCGAGCUGGCUCGCAUCAAUUCGCUGCACACCUCCGCAUUCUCCAACGUCGCCUGGCUUCCCACGCUUAUUCCCAGUUAUUGCCUGGGGACAUACUGCAAUUCCGCCAGUGCUUGUUUUGUUGCGUCCGAUGGUAAAAACCUGCGGUUAUACCAAGCGGUGGUGGAUGCACGGAAGCUUUUAGAUGAACUCAGUGACCCUGGAUCUUCCAAGCUCAUUGGUGAAGUGUUUAAUAUUGUGAGCCAGCAGUCAACAGCUCGGCCUGGAUGCAUUAUUGAACUAGAUGCCAUCACUGACCAGUGUGGGUCCAACACACAGCUGCUUCAUGUCUUCCAAGAGGACUUCAUUUUGGGUUACAAACUGCAUAAGGAAGAUGUAGAGCUGAAGGACUCAGAGAUAUUUUUCCAGCCAUCCAAAGGCUACCGGCCACCACCCUUCUCUGAAAAGUUUUAUCUAAUUGUAAUAGAAAAAGAUGGCAAUGGCUGCUCCAUUCUUCACAUGUGGCACCUACACCUUAAAUCUGUGCAAGCAUCUUUAGCAAAGCCGGCUGAAGCUCACUCGUUAGGAAACCAGCUAAGCAUACCUGGGCAACAGACUGUGGACUCUUCUCCCGAUACCUCACCCAGCACGACUCCAAUGCCACGUUCUUCAUCCGUUGCUAAUCUCCAGACAGCCAGUAAACUUAUUUUGAGUUCCAGCCUGGUCUAUAGUUAUCCACUGGAUCUUCCUGUUGGUGUGGAAGUUGUACGAGCUACUCCUUCUGCAGGGCACCUGAGUUCUUCAUCGAUUUAUCCUGUCUGCCUGGCACCUUACCUGCUGGUGACGUCCUGCUCUGAUAACAAAGUACGGUUCUGGAGGUGUUCUGUGGAGACGGCGGUGAGCAGCAGGAGCGGAACAAAGGAGAUCUAUCACUGGAAAAAGUGGCCUCUGAUGAACGAUGAGAGAGAAGACGACAGCAGCACUGUGUCUGUUGUUGGAAGGCCGGUCGCUGUCAGCUGUUCCUACACAGGGCGACUGGCCGUGGCGUACAAGCAGCCGGUGCAACCCAAUGGGUUUGUUUCCAAAGAAUUUUCUAUGCACGUCUGUAUCUUUGAAUGUGAAUCUACCGGGGGAUCGGAAUGGGUUUUGGAACAGACUGUUCAUCUGGAUGACUUAGUCAAGGUUGGGAGCGUCCUCGAUUCAAGAGUUAGUGUGGACAGUAAUUUAUUUGUGUACAGUAAGUCAGAUAUAUUUUUGAACAAAGACCGAUACCAUAUGCCAAAUAUCAAGCAUUUGAUACACUUGGACUGGGUCUCGAAAGAAGACGGCUCACAUAUACUUACUGUCGGCGUGGGCGCAAAUAUAUUCAUGUAUGGCCGCCUUUCUGGAAUCAUGACAGAGCAAACCAGCAGCAAAGAUGGUGUUGCUGUCAUCACUUUACCACUAGGUGGUAGCAUAAAGCAAGGCAUAAAAUCCAAAUGGGUGCUACUGAGAUCCAUAGACUUGGUGUCUUCUGUAGAUGGUACCCCUUCAUUGCCUGUCUCUCUCUCUUGGGUCAGAGAUGGGAUACUGGUUGUGGGAAUGGAUUGUGAGAUGCACGUGUAUGCCCAGUGGAAGCAUGCCAUGAAGUUGGGAGACACAGAAAGCAAUGGCUUUCUUGGCGACGACUCUCCCAUCCAAGAUCCCCUGAAGACCAGUUUGCUAAGCAAAAAGACCAGCGUCAUUGACGGAGCAGGUGUGGUGGACGAUGUUUUUGGAACUCCCACUGUGAUUCAAGAUGGCGGCCUCUUUGAAGCUGCUCAUGUCCUUUCUCCCACUCUGCCCCAGUAUCACCCAACUCAGCUGCUGGAACUGAUGGAUCUGGGUAAAGUUCGCAGAGCAAAAGCCAUUCUUUCACAUCUAGUCAAAUGCAUCGCGGGAGAGGUCGCCAUUGUGAAAGAUCCAGAAUGUGCCGAAGGCGGCUCCAAGCGCCAUCUUUCUCGCACCAUCAGCGUGAGUGGCAGCACUGCAAAAGAUGCCGUCAGCACCGGGAAAGACGGCACGCGGGACUAUACAGAGAUAGAUUCUAUCCCUCCCCUGCCCUUGUACGCCCUGCUUGCAGCAGAUCAGGAUUCCACCUACAAAACCGAGGAAUCUACCAAAUUGCCCCAAGGCCUGGAUGCUCAUGCUAAAAGGAAAAUGGAGGAUCAGUACUCGGACCUUUUCCAGAUUCAGCAGGUGACGACGGAUGACUUCAUUGAUUUUGAGCCAGAAAAGAGAGAGCAUAAAUCCAAAGUGAUCAACCUGUCCCAGUAUGGGCCGACCUGCUUUGGCCAGGAGCACGCCAGUGUCCUUUCAAGCCAUCUCAUGCACUCGAGCUUGCCGGGCCUCACUCGCCUGGAGCAGAUGUUCUUGGUGGCCUUGGCCGACACGGUGGCCACAACCAGCACCGAACUGGAGGAAAACAGAGACAAGGACUACUCAGGGAGAGAGACUUUGGAUGAGUGUGGAUUGCGUUACUUAUUAGCUAUGCGUUUACAUACGUGUCUCCUCACGUCACUCCCCCCUUUAUAUCGUGUUCAGCUACUCCAUCAAGGUGUUUCAACGUGCCACUUUGCCUGGGCUUUUCACUCGGAAGCAGAGGAAGAGUUGAUCAACAUGAUUCCUGCGAUCCAAAGAGGAGACCCCCAGUGGUCCGAAUUAAGAGCAAUGGGGAUAGGCUGGUGGGUCAGAAAUAUUAACACUCUCCGAAGGUGCAUGGAAAAGGUUGCAAAAGCGGCCUUCCAGAGGAACAACGAUGCCUUGGACGCCGCACUGUUUUAUCUUGCAAUGAAGAAAAAGGCGGUGGUGUGGGGUCUGUUUCGUUCUCAGCAUGACGAGAAAAUGACCCAGUUCUUCAGCCAUAAUUUCAGCGAAGAUCGAUGGCGCAGAGCAGCACUGAAAAAUGCUUUUGCUCUACUGGGGAAGCAACGCUUUGAGCAAUCAGCUGCCUUUUUCCUAUUAGCUGGAUCCUUAAAGGAUGCUAUAGAGGUGUGCCUUGAGAAAAUGGAAGAUAUCCAACUAGCUAUGAUUAUUGCUCGCUUAUAUGAAUCAGAGUUUGAGAUAUCCUCCACGUACACAGCCAUCCUUUAUGAAAAGAUUUUGGGCUGUGAGAAAGAUGGGACUGGAUUCAGCUGCACCAAACUACACCCCGAUCCUUUCCUGAGGAGCCUGGCCUACUGGGUGAUGAAAGAGUACACCAGAGCGCUCGACACGCUGCUAGAACAAACACCAAAGGAGGAGGAUGAAAAUCCAGUCAUCGUCAAAUCCUGCAAUCCAGUCGUGUUCAGCUUCUACAACUACCUUCGUACUCACCCCUUGCUCAUCCGGAGAAAUUUUUCCUCGCCCGAUGGGACUUUAGCCACAUUAGGACUGCAAGCUGAGAAAAGCUUCGUGGACAAAAUCAACCUCAUUGAAAGGAAGCUCUUCUUUACGACCGCCAACGCUCACUUCAAAGUGGGCUGCCCCGUUUUAGCCCUUGAGGUUCUUUCCAAGCUCCCCAGCAUAAGCAGCAAAUCUGCCUUGUUCCCGAAGAAGGAGGACGCCAGCCCUAGUCCGGUCAUGCAGAAUGGGGUGAAAGCAGAGCCAGCGAUCUUUGGUGAGAGCCGUGCAUCGGAUUCGGUAAGUCAGGCCGACUCUUCAGCCCUGAUUGACUGGAGCAAGCCGGCAAUAACCUUUGAGGACGAGCCUCUGCAACUUGACUGGGGAGAAGACAAGAGCAGUUCGCCGGAGGAGGAAGAGGGGGGCCUGAUGAUGACGGGCUCAAAAGCAGGACCAGAAGACACGAGGCAGGCUGACAAAAGCCCGGGGAGCGAGGAUGCAGAUGCCGACAAAACGGAAGUCGACGUGAUUGCCGAGCAGCUGAAGUUCCGAGCCUGCCUCAAAAUCCUCAUGACGGAACUCCGGACAUUGGCAACGGGGUACGAAGUGGAUGGAGGGAAGCUCCGGUUCCAGCUGUACAACUGGCUGGAAAAGGAAAUCGCAGCUUUGCACGAAAUAUGCAAUCACGAAGGACGUGACAAAGAUGACGGUAAAAUCGAUGUCGGGAUAAACGGAGACCUCCUUGGCCACGAAGACGCGGUGGACAAGCCGGAGGUCGGCUCCUACGAGCGGCACCAGAUGGAGCGGCGCAGGCUGCAGGCCAAGCGCGAACACGCCGAGCGGAGGAAGUGGUGGCUGCAGAAGAACCAGGCCCUCCUGAGGGUGUUCCUCAGCUACUGCAGCCUUCACGGGGCGCAGGGCGGCGGCCUCGCCUCCGUGCGGAUGGAGCUCAAGUUCUUGCUGCAGGAGUCGCAGCAGGAGACGACCGUCAAGCAGCUUCAGUCGCCUCUCCCGCUGCCUACGACGCUGCCGUUGCUUUCAGCCAGCAUUGCUUCAACCAAGACGGUGAUAGCCAACCCCGUGCUGUACUUGAACAACCACAUCCACGAUAUUCUCCACACCAUCAUGCAGAUGAAAACACCGCCGCAUCCCAACGUUGAAGAUGUGAAGGUACAUACCCUCUAUUCAUUAGCUGCCUCCCUUUCUGCAUCUAUUUACCAAGCACUGUGUGACAGCCACAGCUACAGCAGUCAAACCGAAGCAAAUCAGUUUACAGGAAUGGUUUAUCAAGGACUUCUCCUGAGUGACCGUCGCCGACUGAGGACAGAGAGCAUUGAGGAACACGCCACGCCAAAUUCCUUGCCAGCUCAGUGGCCUGGUGUGAGCUCGCUUAUCAACCUCUUGAGUACAGCCCAGGACGAGGACCAGCCGAAGCUCACCGUCCUGUUAUGUGAAGCCGUCAUAGCCGUCUACCUAAGCCUUCUGAUACACGCACUCGCCACGAACGCUUGCAACAAACUGUUCCGACUAGCAGCCCAUCCUUUGAACAACCGAAUGUGGGCAGCUGUCUUUGGAGGCGGAGUGAAACUUGUGAUAAAACCAAGGCGGCAGUCUGAAAAUAUUCCAGCUCCUCCAGUUUCUUCAGAAGAGAUGGAUAAGCAUCGUCGUAGAUUCAACAUGAGGAUGUUGGUGCCGGGGAGACCAGUGAAAGACAGUGCGGUCCCUCCGCCUGUGCCCACGGAAAGACCAUCCUACAAGGAAAAGUUCAUCCCUCCGGAACUCAGCAUGUUGGACUAUUUUGUCGCAAAGCCAUUCCUUCCUUUUUCAGACAGUGGUGUGAUGUAUGAUUCUGAUGAAAGCAUCCAUAGCGAAGACGAGGAGGAGGAUGCUUUCCUCUCUGAUGUGCAGAUCCUGGAGCACAAGGAUGCCAAUUCGUACAGCUGGGCUCUUAUCCAUUUGGCGAUGGUAAAACUUGCUCUGAACAAUAUUAAGAACUUUUUCCCCAUUACUGGUUUAGAAAUAUCUGACCUUCCAGUCACAUCACCUCUGGGAAUUGCUGUCAUUAAAAAUCUGGAGAAUUGGGAACAGAUCCUGCAAGAAAGAAUGGACCAGUUUGAAGGCCCACCACCCAAUUACAUAAACACUUGUUUCCUUGAACCCGCAACGGGGGCUGCAGCAGCAAAUGCCCGAUUAAAAGCGAUGCUAGAUCCUGAAAACACUCCAUUCAGAUCAAAAGAUUAUUCAGCAUUGCCAGCAAAGAGACUGUGGCAUUUUCUGGUAAAACAAGAGUUAUUACAAGAUACUUUCCUCCGCUAUACAUUCACGAAGAAGAGAAAGCAGAGUGAGUCUGUUGAAGACCGUGAGGAGCAGGUCACACAAAACAGCGUAGCAGAAGAUGGCAAGGACAAGGUGGAGGCGGAACUUGGCUACCCCGGGGGCAGAGCCAAAAUUAUACACAAGGAGUCUGAUAUGAUCAUGGCAUUUGCAGUGAACAAGGCCAACAUCAAUGAGAUCGUUUUAGCUUCGACACAUGAUGUUCAGGAACUCGACGUUUCCGCUCUCUUGGCUGCUCAGCCCUACAUAUGGAUUGGAGAAGAGUAUGACCGCGAAUCUAAAAGUUCCGAUGACAUUGACUUCCGGGGUUCCACCACGACGCUCACCCAGUCCAGCACCGCCUCCUUUGCAGUAGCGCAAAUGCAGCCGGCAGCCCCUUUGUCAACCUCCUCCAUGCCGUGGCUGGGCAGCGGGCAGACGAGCACCGGGGCAGGCGUGCUCAUCAAACGGAACUUGAAUAACGUGAAAAGGAUGACUUCCCAUCCAGUCCACCAGUAUUACCUUACAGGAGCCCAGGAUGGGAGCGUCCGGAUGUUUGAAUGGACAAGACCGCAGCAAUUGGUGUGUUUCCGACAAGCAGGCAACGCAAGGGUCACCAGAAUGUAUUUUAACUCUCAGGGCAACAAGUGCGGAGUCGCUGAUGGAGAGGGAUCCUUAAGUAUUUGGCAAGUAAAUCAGACCUCAACGAACCCUAAGCCCUACCUGAGCUGGCAGUGCCACAGCAAAACCACAAGUGACUUCGCAUUUAUUACCUCUUCAAGUCUAGUAGCCACUUCUGGGCAGUCCAAUGACCACAGAAAUGUGUGUCUGUGGGACACUUUGGUGUCACCAUCCAAUAGCCUCGUACAUGCCUUCACCUGCCACGACCACGGGGCCACCGUGCUUCAGUACGCACCAAAGCACCAGCUACUCCUCUCUGGUGGCCGGAAAGGACACAUUUCCAUCUUCGACAUCAGGCAGAGGCAGCCCCUUCAUACGUUCCAAGCGCACGACUCCUCCAUCAAGGCCCUCGCCUUGGACGCCUCCGAAGAAUGUUUCUCCACAGGCUCCGCGGAAGGCAACGUGAAGGUGUGGAGACUGGCAGGCUACGGUCUGAUCCACUCGUUUAAGCACGAACACGCCAAGCAGUCCAUCUUCCGGAACCUCAGCACGGGAGUCAUGCAGAUUGAGAUGGCCCAAGGCAAUCGCAUCUUCUCCUGUGGAGCAGAUGGCACCCUGAAGAUGCGGGUUUUACCCAACGCGUUUGAUAUCCCGUCCAGCCUUUGUGACAUCCUGUAGACUUGGCCACUGCCCCUUUCAGGAAAGGUUUGCAUUCCGGGGGACCGGAGAAGGCUGUAACGGGCAAUUACCACCCUUCACUUUCAAAGUCAUCCUUGCGGCACUUGAUGCCCUAAUUAAAUUAAUGGGAAGAGCAAUGGUUUGACCUUAAAAAACAAACGCACCCACACAUAUGUAUUGUUUUGAGCACCUCAUUCCUGGAUCCGUGGGAUAGAAAUGCAUGCACCGUAGCCAGGGCUGAUGUCCCAGAGGAGGGACAGCUGAGUCUGUGCACCUUGUUUACUGAUGUGAGCACAACCAUGUUUCUCAUUCUGCCAUUGCAGCAAACACCUAAAGUAACCGAUUUUAAUGUACGUUCAGGAUAUUCAUUCACAACUUUGCCACUGAUUUGAAGCAUGUCCGCAUCUUUUUCUCCUCCAUUUCAAAACUAAUUUGUCACGAUGAAGGGUAUUCCGAGUGAGUGUGAUUUUAUGUUGUUUCUUAUUGUUAUUACUAUUAUUUUGGGUUGUACCACUACCGAAAUGUGAUGGCCAUGUAGUCCGUGGACCAAUGAGGAAUGUACCAGGGCUAGUGUGUAUCUUACUCGAUGCUGAGACCCUUUUAUCUCCCUUCUCUUUCCCUCCUCCAAGUUAGUAUUAAGGCACAGUUGGUACUAUAAACUGCACAGAAGCACAUGUCUCAGAACCAGUAGAAUUUCCCUUCAAUUGCACACUAUUUUUGAUCUUCUCUCUUCUUGAGCAGGACAUACCUGGGACGGCCGCUGAAAAUGGAAGCCCUGUGUUGUAUUUUCUGCUCCCCUCUAUAAUAUUAAGUACAUCUUACUCUGAUCUGGUCAACAGUAUUUGCGCUGUUCCUCUACCUUCUUUCCCACACCAGCCGGUGAGGGAAGGGACUCAAAUAGUGUCAUGACAUCAGGACAAGAGGCACUGUGGAGCAUCGGAAGGAAUUCAACAUGGGGCUUCCAUUUUCAUGGGUGGCACCGAGUCCUUGUAUUCCGGCCUUUUGCUCCUUGACCCUCGCUUAUUUUCGGUCCUGCCUUCUGCAUUAGGAAUGUAAUCGUGAGCAUUCGGUGUUUGUAGAGAAGGGGAGCCUACUUCUGUUGAUCAUUCUGUUGAGUUUUGUUUUAUCCAGAAUAAAAGCAAACAGAACUUCAUUAAAGAAACACUGAUAGAUCCUUAUAAUGCCACAUUUCAGAUGAAUGUCGGGUUUACAUGUGGCCAGCUAGUAAAUAGUUGACAAGAUUGGUAAUCUAAACUGUUUCCACAGCAUAUUGUAUAAACUAUGCAGAGGUCAACAUUGUUUGCUUGUAAGAUACCAGCUACUGUUUGUCAUAUUUAGAUGUAUUUUUCUCUGUUGUAAACAGGAAGAGACAUUCUUACCAAGAUAACAGAGUUGAUGUCUGUGUAUUUAAAUGUUAACACAUUGUAAUUUUACCCCCUCCAAUGAGAAUUUUGGUGUCUGUGCUGUAUUGUAAAAGAGGAAAAUAUGAUGGAAUAAAAUGCACCUUUUGUCUAAAGGCAAUUUUAAUUGCAAGCUGUGAUGUAUGUAUAGGAGAA
This is a messenger RNA of Varanus komodoensis (Komodo dragon), 10754 nucleotides long. RefSeq names its product Dmx like 2 (gene DMXL2). NCBI's taxonomy places the organism in Eukaryota, Metazoa, Chordata, Lepidosauria, Squamata, Varanidae. Gene Ontology annotation, biological process: vacuolar acidification. Gene Ontology annotation, molecular function: protein binding. Bases 1 to 9198 code for a protein of 3065 amino acids. The record is from RefSeq and is a predicted model, not a curated record. The transcript is spliced from 44 exons. Gene Ontology annotation, cellular component: RAVE complex.